Messenger RNA from Moesziomyces antarcticus, 1818 nucleotides. Its product is annotated as WD40 repeat-like protein. Gene Ontology annotation, molecular function: actin filament binding. Gene Ontology annotation, biological process: actin filament depolymerization; positive regulation of actin filament depolymerization. Bases 1 to 1818 code for a protein of 605 amino acids. The transcript has a single exon. The record is from RefSeq and is a predicted model, not a curated record. Lineage: Eukaryota; Fungi; Basidiomycota; Ustilaginomycetes; Ustilaginales; Ustilaginaceae. Gene Ontology annotation, cellular component: cortical actin cytoskeleton.
AUGUCAGCGACACUGCAGAACCUGCUUCCGGGCAACCCGGCCACGACGCGUGCACAGUCGACCAAGAUCUCGGCGGACCCCAAGGGCGAAAAGGUGGUGUACUGCCAGAACCGCACGGUGUUUGUGCGCUCGCUCACCGACGCCUCGAAGCCGGCGCUGGCGUACUCGCAGCACACGCAGCCCACCACGGUGGCGCGCAUCUCGCCUACGGGCUACUACUGCGCCUCGGCCGACCAGGCGGGCAACGUGCGCGUGUGGGACCUCGUGGGCGACGAGCAGAUCAUCAAGAGCGAGGUCAAGGUCAUCGCGGGCCGCAUCAACGAUCUUGCGUGGGACGGCGAGUCGAAGCGCAUCAUCGCCGUCGGCGACGGUCGCGAGCGUUUCGGCCACGCUUUCUCCUUCGAUUCCGGAUCGAGCGUCGGCGAGGUCACGGGACACAGCCGUCAGAUCAACGCCGUGGCGAUCCGAAAAGAGCGUCCCUUCCGCGCGGUGACGGCGGGCGACGACAACAAUCUUGUGUUCUACCACGGCGCACCGUACAAGUACAACAAGACGAUCAGCACGCACACGCGCUUCGUGCAGGACGUGGCGUAUGCGCCCAACGGCGACAGCUUUGUCUCGGUAGGCUCGGACAGCAAGGUGUUUGUGUACGACGGCAAGACGGGCGAUACGCUCGUCGAGCUCUCUGCCAAGGCCACCGGCGGCCACACGGGAACCAUCUUUGCCGUCGACUACUCGCCGGACAGCAAGCACAUCGCCACGGCGGGUGCAGACGGCGUUGUCAAGGUGUGGGAUGUUGCGGGCGAAAAGGUGGUUGCAUCGCACGACUUUAGGGGCCAGGGCAGCCAGAAGGCGGAUGAUCAGCAGGUGGGGCUGGUGUGGGCCGGCUCGCGCAUUGUGUCGCUCAGCUUUGCGGGCGAUCUGAACGUGAUCGAGGGCAGCGAGGUGCGCAAGCUGCAUGGGUCGUGCAAGCCCUUUGGCGUGCGUUCGCUCGACGUGGUGGCGGGCACAAAGACGCUGGUGGGUGGCAGCUACGAUGGACGUGUGCUGACGUGGUCGUCUGACGGUACGUGCAAGCCGGUGCUGGGGACUGAGCAGACGAGUGCGGUGCUGGGCGUGCACGCGACGAGCGAGGGCGCGUACGUGGUGUCGAUGGACGAUGCGGUGCGCAAGAUCGCCGACGGCAAAUUCGCGGGUGCGGCAGUUGCCACCUCGAGCCAGCCGAAAGGCAGUGCAGCCUCGUCGACGGGGGUGGUGGUGAUUGCCGGCGCAAAUGGGAUCGACAUUAUCGCGCAGGGGAAAAAGACACACACGGCUACGACCUACACGCCCUCGUCGGCUGCGAUCUCCAUCGAUGCGUCGUACGUCGCUGUCGGUGCUGAAGACGGCAAGGUGCACCUGUACAAGCACGCGUCGGGCAGCUUGACGGAAGCUGGGGUUCUGAGCAACAACCGGUCGGCGGUGACGGCGCUUGCCUUUGACUCUGCGACGACGCUGUUGGCGGCGGGCGAGUCGAGCGGCAAGAUCCAGGUGUACGACGUGGCGAGCCGGACGCUCAAGAUCGCCCACUGGGUCUUCCACUCUGCGCGCAUCAACGACAUCCGCUUCUCGCCCGACGGCACGCACGCCGUGUCGGCCAGCCUCGACACGCACGUCUACGUGUGGAGCGUCGCCAAGCCUAUGAAGAACAUCGCCGUCAAGAAUGCACAUGCCAACGGCGUCCAGGCCGUGGCGUGGCUGGGGGAUGACGAGUUUGCCAGUGCAGGUGCCGAUGCCGCCGUGCGCACCUGGAAGCUCAAGCGUCACGACGGUGCCUAG